Molecule: messenger RNA, 1110 nt
Organism: Papilio machaon (common yellow swallowtail)
Lineage: Eukaryota; Metazoa; Arthropoda; Insecta; Lepidoptera; Papilionidae
Gene: Arf51F
Product: ADP-ribosylation factor 6
Exons: 7
Coding region: 292-819 (175 amino acids)
Biological process (GO): intracellular protein transport; vesicle-mediated transport
Cellular component (GO): cytoplasm
Molecular function (GO): GTPase activity; GTP binding
Source: RefSeq, a predicted model, not a curated record
GUUCGGUUCACACACGUGGCGCUAGUGUUCGCAAAUGUAACUUCGUAUCGUAACUUCAAAGUGAAACUGUGAUUUGUGAAUGUCAAUCGUGGAUGUGGAAUGUUUUGUGUUGUGAGUGAAAAGUGGAUGUAGGAAUAGCAGAGAUUUAUAGUUGACAUGUGGUGUGCUCGUGUCGUUAGAUAAGCAACCGUGUACUGCAGGGUUGUCGCGGCGAUACAACAAUAGUGUGGAAUGGUUCCGGUGUGUUGGCGGUGUCUGUUUGAUUUGAGAGGUUGAGGUGAGCUCAGCACUAUGGGGAAACUUCUAUCGAAAAUCUUUGGUAACAAGGAGAUGAGGAUAUUGAUGCUGGGACUCGAUGCCGCUGGAAAGACUACUAUUUUAUAUAAGUUAAAAUUAGGUCAGUCAGUCACAACGAUACCUACAGUUGGCUUCAACGUCGAAACCGUCACGUACAAGAACGUCAAAUUUAACGUAUGGGACGUCGGGGGGCAGGACAAGAUCCGACCGCUAUGGAGGCAUUAUUACACAGGCACGCAGGGCUUGAUAUUCGUGGUGGACUGCGCGGACCGCGAUCGUAUCGACGAGGCACGUCAGGAGCUACAUCGCAUCAUCAACGACCGCGAGAUGCGCGACGCUAUCAUACUCAUCUUCGCCAACAAGCAAGACUUACCCGAUGCGAUGAAACCUCACGAGAUCCAAGAGAAGCUGGGCCUGACGCGGAUCCGCGACCGCAAUUGGUACGUGCAGCCGUCGUGCGCGACCUCCGGCGACGGUCUGUACGAGGGCCUUACCUGGCUCACCAGCAACCACAAGUUAUGAGCUGCGGAGUAGGCGGCCAAAGGACGCCGCCACUAGCCCUGACACGUUGAGGAUGCCAUUUAAUUUAAGUAAGCUGCGCCCAUGCCGUCGGAUAGAAACCUCGUGAACCAGUGCCGAUGUAUUGGACAUUGACUCUCGUAUGUAUGUAUGUAUGUAUUGCCGCUGUGUGUAUGGACUGUGACAGUGCGCGGCGGGACUUUGCUAAUCUUAGUUAGAAACAAAAACAAAGUGAACAUUUACGUCACACUAAACGAAAAUCUUAUUCCAUUAUUUAAUUAAAAUAUUAGAAGG